UUCUAUCUAACAUUUGGAUCGUGUUUUUAGAUUUUAUAAAAAAAAAGUGGAGCCACACCCUUUUCGAAAAUCAAAACGUUGGCUAUGCAUGUGGCCCCCUCAAACUGAACCAAAAUUAAGUGUGAACAAACGCAGAAUGGCGAAUUCGAGACCGUUGAAGACCAGUAAUUGGCCCGGCAUCCUGGACUCUAAGCACGCGCUGAGGAAGUACUUUGCUCCGCCGCCCAAAAUGGCACCAUUAAAGGCCGAAAUCCAGGACAGACAUCCCACAUUGGCGCCUCCAAGUUUCCUGGGCGCCGAGGCACAGCAGCGUCCCUGGAUGAACGCAGCCUGGCAGCUGGCCAGUGAUCCCUCCGAUCUCUCGGACGUCCACUACCCCAAGAAGAUCAAAGGGUUGAAGGAAAGGGAGCGGAAGAGGUUGGAGCGCAAGGUGUGGGCCAGGCCGGCGAGGAUUGAUGUCGCUCAGCGUGCUGAGAGAUUGGGCGCGAGAAACCUGGAGAAGCCUGAACGACAGGAGAAGAUUGAGCUUCCCCCGAAGUCCGUCAACCGGGCUAAGACCAAGCGGAUGAAGGUGAAGGCGCCGACUCAGCCCCUCCGGAAGCGACCAAACAAAAGGAUCACCCACCUUCACUCCCCGCGGCUCAAGGACAUCCUGAUCGUGGACGCCAAGAGGUCGCCUGGAAUGGAGCGUCCUGCCCACCUGGCCGGCGGAGCGGAGCAGCCCCAGAUGAGCUCCGCACCUGGCAGGGAAAGAGACGGACAGCGACCGCGGCUCAGGAUGAGCGGUAGGUCGAAGAAGACCUACCACGUGCCCUUGUGCAGUCGCCCCACAGAGAUCAUGGGCGUGGGCCUUCCCUACUCCCGCCAGGUGCGGAUGCGGCAGCAAAAGCUCUGCCAGCAGCCGGAGUACCAUGACCAGUACAUGCGGAUGCUGUGCCAGCAGCAGCGCCACCAGCAGAUGUGCCAGCAGGAGCAGCUGCAGCAGGACUACGCCCGGCAGCAUUCCGAGAUGGCCCAGCACCCCUACUCCUCCAUCCUUCAGGAGGCCAUGUCCGAGGAGCAGCGGCAGGCUCACGUGUACUCCGUGCCCUCCAAAUCGCCUUUGAGGCGUCUGAGGGACGGGAAGCGGCUGUGCGGCAACUUUUACUACGAUUAGAACAGUCUGACCAAUAAACAAGUUCCAGAAGCCCAA
This is a messenger RNA of Drosophila suzukii, 1192 nucleotides long. RefSeq lists its product as uncharacterized. The record is from RefSeq and is a predicted model, not a curated record. Lineage: Eukaryota; Metazoa; Arthropoda; Insecta; Diptera; Drosophilidae.